This is a messenger RNA of Abrus precatorius (Indian licorice), 1116 nucleotides long. Its product is annotated as transmembrane emp24 domain-containing protein p24delta4-like. Gene Ontology annotation, biological process: endoplasmic reticulum to Golgi vesicle-mediated transport; intracellular protein transport; Golgi organization. The coding region runs from base 170 to 823 and encodes 217 amino acids. Gene Ontology annotation, cellular component: endoplasmic reticulum-Golgi intermediate compartment; COPII-coated ER to Golgi transport vesicle; endoplasmic reticulum. The transcript is spliced from 4 exons. NCBI's taxonomy places the organism in Eukaryota, Viridiplantae, Streptophyta, Magnoliopsida, Fabales, Fabaceae. The record is from RefSeq and is a predicted model, not a curated record.
AACACUAACUUAACUUCCCAACCUACCCGUGACCCAGCGUCUCCCCUAAAAGUAAAACAGUGAACUUUUCCUCAUCCAAACGCAAGAGACAACUCAAUUCAACAUCAAUUGUAUGUAGAUCUGAUCCCCAUAAUAAGACAGUGUUUGAUUCCAAGGUUAACCUUUGCUAAUGUUUCGGGACAUGAUAGACUUAAGGUCUGGCACUGGAAUGACUCUGCUGUUGUUGUUGUUCACUCUUUCUCAUGUGUUUCCACAAGCAACGGCUGUGUGGUUAACCAUACCCACUUCGGGAACCAAGUGUGUCUCCGAGGAAAUCCAGUCAAACGUGGUCGUUUUAGCUGAUUACUAUGCUGUCACCGAUGAGGGUCCACAGCUUCAUACAAUUUCUCUCAAGGUAACAUCUCCGUAUGGAAAUAACCUUCACCAUAAUGAAAAUGUAACCCAAGGUCAGUUUGCAUUUACCACAGCCGAGAGCGGGACCUACGUGGCGUGCUUUUGGAUGGAUGGUAAACAUCAAGAAGAAGCAACUUUGAGCCUUGAAUGGAAAACUGGAGUUUAUGCCAAGGAUUGGGAAUCAGUUGCAAAGAAAGAAAAAAUUGAGGGUGUUGAACUUGAGCUCAGGAAACUUGAAGGGGCAGUGGAAGCCAUCCACGGCUAUCUAAUUUAUUUGAAGGAUAAGGAAGCGAGGAUGAGGGAAGUCAGUGAAAGAACAAAUGGUAGAGUUGCUUGGUUUGGCAUAAUGUCUCUUGGUGUCUGCAUUUUGGUUUCGGCGUUGCAACUGUGGCAUCUGAAGCGCUUCUUUCAGAAGAAGAAGCUCAUAUAGAUGUCGUUUUCUUAUGAGAUUUCUUAACACAUUAAGGCCUUUUUGUAUCUCCAUUUUUAACGGAAUUAACUCAUUUUGAUUUUUUUUUAUAAUUUCCUAUUUAGAUAACUUGAUAUUGGACGAAAGUUUGUGCAUAGAAAAAUGUUUAAACUCAGCUUUAUUUCUUAAACAUAGAGGGCUCUUAAUAGUUUUACUCAAUGCUUGGAGAAUCUAGGAUGAAUUCUAUUUGUUGAUGCUUAUCAUGGAUGCACCCCUGGAUGGGGAAAUGCUGAUAUGCAUAAUUGAAGAGUUGU